Molecule: messenger RNA, 4212 nt
Organism: Pipistrellus kuhlii (Kuhl's pipistrelle)
Lineage: Eukaryota; Metazoa; Chordata; Mammalia; Chiroptera; Vespertilionidae
Gene: ZBTB26
Product: zinc finger and BTB domain containing 26
Exons: 2
Coding region: 118-1443 (441 amino acids)
Biological process (GO): regulation of transcription by RNA polymerase II
Cellular component (GO): nucleus
Molecular function (GO): RNA polymerase II cis-regulatory region sequence-specific DNA binding; protein binding; DNA-binding transcription factor activity, RNA polymerase II-specific
Source: RefSeq, a predicted model, not a curated record
UCCCCCUUUGGCUCGGGCUCCCCGCCCCUCCCCCAUCCCGGAGCCCCGAGGGGCCGGAGCUCCUGGCGGUGCCGGAUACUGACCGUGGCCUUCCUUCCCCUGGGUCUGUCUGCCAAAAUGUCUGAAAGAUCAGAUCUCCUUCACUUCAAGUUUGAAAAUUAUGGAGAUUCAAUGUUACAAAAAAUGAACAAAUUAAGAGAAGAGAAUAAAUUUUGUGAUGUUACAGUGCUCAUAGAUGAUAUUGAGGUGCAGGGGCAUAAAAUUGUGUUUGCUGCAGGUUCCCCCUUCUUAAGAGACCAGUUUUUACUGAAUGAUUCCCGAGAGGUGAAAAUCUCCAUAUUGCAGAGUUCCGAAGUGGGGAGACAAUUGCUCUUAUCCUGUUAUAGUGGUGUGCUGGAAUUCCCCGAGAUGGAACUGGUAAAUUACUUGACUGCUGCGAGUUUUCUUCAGAUGAGCCACAUUGUAGAGCGGUGCACACAGGCCUUGUGGAAGUUUAUAAAGCCAAAACAAGCAAUGGAUAGUAAAGAGGGAUGUGAACCACAGAGUGCUUCUCCCCAGUCAAAAGAACAGCAGGGAGAUGCCAGAGGCUCCCCAAAGCAGGACUCACCUUGCAUUCAUCCAUCUGAAGACAGUAUGGAUAUGGAGGACAGUGAUAUUCAGAUUGUUAAGGUAGAAUCUAUUGGGGAUGUCUCAGAGGUUAGAAGUAAGAAAGAUCAGAACCAGUUUAUUUCUUCUGAACCCACUGCUUUACAUUCAUCAGAGCCCCAGCACUCCCUGAUAAAUUCAACUGUGGAAAACAGAGUAAGUGAAAUAGAACAAAACCAUCUCCACAAUUAUGCCCUCUCUUACGCAGGCAGUGAUAACAUCGUCUUGGCCUCAAAAGAUGUCUUUGGGCCUAACAUUCGAGGUGUAGACAAAGGCCUACAGUGGCAUCACCAAUGCCCAAAGUGUACCAGGGUGUUCCGUCACCUGGAGAACUACGCCAACCACUUAAAAAUGCACAAACUCUUUAUGUGUCUACUCUGCGGCAAGACGUUUACCCAGAAAGGCAACCUUCAUCGACACAUGCGUGUGCAUGCCGGCAUUAAACCUUUCCAGUGUAAGAUCUGUGGGAAAACCUUUUCUCAGAAGUGUUCCUUACAGGAUCAUCUUAACCUUCACAGUGGAGAUAAGCCCCAUAAGUGUAACUAUUGUGACAUGGUUUUUGCACAUAAGCCAGUUUUGAGGAAACACCUUAAACAGCUGCAUGGCAAAAACAGCUUUGAUAAUGCCAAUGAGAGAAAUGUGCAAGACCUCACAGUGGAUUUUGAUUCUUUUGCAUGUACGACAGUGACAGACUCCAAAGGGUGUCAGCCACAGCCUGAUGCAACACAGGUCCUGGAUGCAGGUAAACUUGCCCAAGCUGUCCUGAACUUAAGAAGUGAUAGUACUUGUGUGAAUUGAACAGGGGCUCUAUGCUCAAAACUAGAAAAGACUGAAAACAUGGCAAUAGUCUGAGUUUUGGUUUUUUUUUUUAGGAGAGAUUUUGCUAGUUUGACUUCUACAAAGUCUCUGUGCAGGUUGUAGAGUGAAUUUAAGUACUAACAGACAAGGCAACUUACCACUUGGAGUGGUCUGGCCUUCCUUUUGCCCUCUCCCAUUUUCUGUUUUGAAUUAUCUUGUGACGCCUGACUUCCUUUCCCAAGGAGUAUUCCAUUUGUCUACCUAACAUUGACUUAUGUUUUAGACUGACACAUUGUAGGCUUUUCACUGGACACAUUCUGAAGGUACCAACAAGUUAAUAACAUCACCUGCAGUCCACUAAUGAAUGCUAUGCUGAGAAAAGUGAAUGAUAUUUUUCUUUGGUAGAAAAUAGGCUAAGCUAUAAAGUGAUGUUGCUAUUGGCCUGAAUAUGUGAUAGAACUUCUGGUUGCCUAUUUAUAAUUCAUCUGUGUCUGGUCAGAUGAAUGAAUGACUCCCUACCAUUUGUACUUUUCUUGGAACUGGCUAUAAAGAAGUAUUUUAAGUUGUUCAUUCUUUUCAAAAGCAUUAUGGCCCAACUUUAUGUCACUGAAUUGUUCACAUAGACAAGAGUACAAUCUUUCCGACAACACCUGCAGGCACAGUUAAGUAUGCCAUGAGGAGCAUAAUCAACAAAGGAUAUAAGUACAUUUGUACUACAAUUUAACUUGAGAGGCCUUCCUCAAAAGAAGCCAAAUGCUUAUUAUUCAUGUGUAAAUUAUUUGUUGGUGCUCCUAGCAUGCUUAAAAUGUGCUUAAAGUAUAAUCGUUUCUCUAAAAAGAAACUAUGUAGGAGUCAGCAUUUGGACUCUGCUUUAGAGGUUAGCUAUCAGAGAGGUGUUUAGCCAUCGGAAAGGUGUUUGGGCUUCAGAGUUUUGUUCAGUGUACUCUAAGAGUUUCUGAAUUCUCAUUUUCUCAUGUACCUUAAUUUCUAAAAUGGAUGAAAAAAGGGGGUCUCGGAAUGAGCAACCAGGCUUUUGCAUUCAGAUAUUCCUAUAGCUCCACCUUGCUAUGUUUGAUAGAUCACUAAUACAAAAGUUGAUUUUCCAGUAUGGUAAAACACAACAACUGUGUGUUGUAGUUCAGAAAUAAAAUUUUGAAUCUUAGUUUCUGACCCAUGAGUUAGACAUAGGUAAUAGAAGUGUUAGAAUCCUUAGAGAGUCUUAAGAGAUAAUUUACUCCACCUCUUUUUUUCUUUUUUUUUAUGUUGGGGUAUUCAUAGCCCAAAGAGGUGGCCUGGCCAAGGUUAGCCAAAUAAGACAAGUGACUAAAUAUGAGCUAAUGUCUCUUCAUUUUUUCUCACUACCCCUUGGCUUAAAAAGAUUUAGUACAUAAUCAAUAAUACAUUAGCAAAAAACUCACCUUUGUGAAUCCCUAUUGGCUUUCUAAGACAGCCUGGAUUUUGCAAACAAAAUAUCACAGGAUUUAUUUUUGUUAGUUAUUUUUUAGUUAGAAUAAAUAUUACAUUCUUCCCAAUCAAGUGACUGAUUUGCUGGGUAUUAGUUAGGGAGGAAAAGGACAAGUAUAAAUGUAAGAAAGAUCUAAAUUUUGUCUGGAAACAGUGUUUAAUUUCCAUCAGGAUUUUGUUUUCCUAUUUGAGCUGAGAGUGCAUAUACAGAUAAGCCAAAAAUUAAGUUUGACUUGAGUAGUCAGGGAAUUCUUAAAAUUGUUAUAAUUUGAUACAUUUAUAUGUGAAUCUGACUUAAUUCUGUGCAACAGUGAGACAUUAUCAUGUUAACCAACAAUUCACUAUUACCUUUGAACAUCAUUUUAUCAUGGAAAUUUCAUGUUGGAGUGCUUCCUUUGUUUAUAUUCAUGUCCUGUUUUUGUUACUGGUUUGAAGACUAAAAAUCAGGGGUUCAAAAAAGAUUGGUCUCUUUGUGUGGAGACUGUUUCUGGGUUCAUCUAUUCAUUCAAGAAAUAUUUAUUGAGCACCUACUGUUGCCAGGCACUAUGCUAGAUGAUGAGGACAUGAAGGUAAGAUUACAAUGAUCCCUGCUCUCACAGAUGUUACAGUUUUGUGUAGUCUUCGGGAGCUAAGAUGUCAAUUUGAUUUUAUAGUAGGACUAAUAAAGGAAACUGCCUUGCCUUUUUUGAUCACUUAAAAUCAGCAUCUAGAUGGUUUUAUAUCUGUAAAAGCUACAGUUCUCACCUUUUGUACUGCAAACCUUUUGGCUGGGGAGGUGUCCUGUUUCUAUGAGACAUUUUCUUAAUUUUGGUGGGAUUUUACUUUUCUCCUUUGUUUAUACAUGUUUCUUAGAUUGUAUUGCAAAGCGGUAUAGUUAUUGAUAUCAAGUACGUUUUAUAGAGGAAGGUUUUUAAAAACCUUCGUUACUCAGCAUUUUGUAUUUCAUGGAUCCCCAGGAAAACUAAAAAGGGGAGAACACUCUUUACCGUAGUUGGUUUAAAAAAGAUACUGUAUCACAGUUAUUUAUUUAUUAUUUAAUUUUAAAGACAAACUCCAAACUGAAGCAGCUCUGAGGUAAAUCAGAUGUGGUUUUAACUUUAGUUUCUUUUUUAGAAAAUCUGUAAGUGGAGGGUGACCAGUGUCACUACUUUUAAAUACUGUCCUAAAAACAAACAAACAACCACCUAGAACAUUUUAUUUCAGCUGAUGAAUAGCUGUUCUAAACCUGUUGUAUGUUAGACAUACUAUGAACUACCUCUUCACUUAUUAUGGGGAAGUUUCCUUAAUAAAAGUGUGACAAUUAAA